This is a messenger RNA of Choloepus didactylus (southern two-toed sloth), 3268 nucleotides long. It is a transcript of the gene GDPD1, whose product is annotated as glycerophosphodiester phosphodiesterase domain containing 1. Gene Ontology annotation, cellular component: endoplasmic reticulum membrane. The record is from RefSeq and is a predicted model, not a curated record. The coding region runs from base 1102 to 2046 and encodes 314 amino acids. Gene Ontology annotation, molecular function: phosphoric diester hydrolase activity; phosphatidylcholine lysophospholipase A1 activity. Gene Ontology annotation, biological process: N-acylethanolamine metabolic process; glycerophospholipid catabolic process. NCBI's taxonomy places the organism in Eukaryota, Metazoa, Chordata, Mammalia, Pilosa, Megalonychidae. The transcript is spliced from 12 exons.
AGAAUCACUGGAUCAGAACGGACUUCAGAAAACAUCCUUUGGUCUGUUGAAAAUAGAAGAAUGAAAACUGCAUGUCAGAUGUUCCAGCUGAAUAUUUUGGCUCUGGUCUUAAGACAUAUGAAUGGACACAGAAUCAAAAGAAAGAGAAAGUGAGUGAUUUGCUCAAGGCUGAAGUCAAGAAUAACAAGAUUUUAAAUACUCACUGCACUCCUCUUCCCUGGGAGACAUUUGCUCUUCUUUCAAAAUUUUCAGCCUUAGUUCCUUGUUCUUUUGCAUUUUAUUGUGCUCUUAGGUGUGGAAUGUGUAUGAUAAAAGGGAAACAAGUAUGGCCUUCUGGAAUUUAGUUGCCAGUCUCCUAGGAUAUUUAAGUGAUAUCCUAAAACCUUGCCAACGUUUCCUUGUUUUAAAUGGGACUUUAAGUCAACGAAUAUUUGAGUGCCAAAUGUGCACAUGGCACGGGGAAUUGCAUUUUCACAGUGAAUUAAAGGAGGAGAGCAGUCAAUCCCUUAAAUAUUUGACUGAAAAACCUAGUACCCUUGAUGGUGUAUGACAACAGGUAAAAUUUUUACUUGGCUAGAUAAACAAAGGGGUUUAUUAUUUGUUUAAGCAAACGUUAACACCUCCAUUAGUAAUAAUUUAGAUUUUCUAGAACAGAGGCUAAGAAAUGCUCUGGAAUCUUUCCUUUUUGAAGUGGAUUUGCUAAUUAUGUCAGACCUUCCUGAAGGCUGUACUUGAAUCCCACUUUUUUGCUUGAGUGAUGGCGAAGACACUGGCGGGUUUCCAGACGUUCGCCUCAGUUUGGAGUUUCUUCUAAACGUUGCGGGUAUGACCACAAACCUAGCUGAUUGAAGUGCUCACAACAGGAUUUCGGAAGACUCCUACUCGGGAGCCAGAGCGCGCCUGCGUGCAGGAGCCCCUUUGUUGCUCCGGCGCUAGGGUCUGGCUGCGCCUGCGCGGUGAGCCGGCACGGAGAAGUGCGCCGCUCUACUGGCACCAGCUGGGGGCGAGCAGAUCUCUGGCAGCCGCCGCCGCAGCCGUUGCGACCAUCUCAUAGAACUUCAGAGGGUCCGGAGGUGGGGGACUUCCCACACGGUGGUUGAGAUGUCGUCCAUCGCAGCUUUUUACCUUCUCUCUACCCUGGGAGGGUACUUGGUGACCUCAUUCUUCUUGCUCAAAUACCCGACCCUGCUGCACCAGAGAAAGAAGCAGCGAUUCCUCAGUAAACACAUCUCUCACCGAGGAGGUGCUGGAGAAAAUUUGGAGAAUACAAUGGCAGCCUUUCAACAUGCAGUUACAGUUGGAACUGAUAUGCUGGAAUUAGACUGCCAUAUCACAAAAGAUGAACAAGUUGUAGUAUCACAUGAUGAGAAUCUAAAGAGAUCAACUGGGGUCAAUGUAAACAUUUCUGAUCUGAAGUACUGUGAGCUCCCACCUUACCUUGGGAAAUUGGAUGUCACAUUUCAAAGAGCAUGCCAAUGUGAAGGAAAAGAUAACCGAAUUCCCUUACUGAAGGAAGUUUUUGAGGCCUUUCCUAACACUCCCAUUAACAUCGAUAUCAAAGUCAACAACAGUGUGCUGAUUAAGAAGGUUUCAGAAUUGGUGAAGCAGUAUAAACGAGAACACAUAACAGUGUGGGGUAAUGCCAGUUAUGAAAUUGUAGAAAAGUGCUACAAAGAGAAUUCAGAUAUUCCAAUACUCUUCAGUGUACAACGUGUUCUGCUCAUUCUUGGUCUCUUCUUCACUGGUCUCUUGCCUUUUGUGCCCAUUCGAGAACAGUUUUUUGAAAUUCCAAUGCCUUCUAUCAUACUGAAACUAAAGGAACCAUGCACCAUGUCAAGAAGUCAAAAGUUUCUCAUCUGGCUUUCUGAUAUACUACUAAUGAGGAAAGCUUUAUUUGACCACCUCACUGCCCGAGGCAUUCAGGUGUAUAUUUGGGUAUUAAAUGAAGAACAAGAAUACAAAAGAGCUUUUGAUUUGGGAGCAACUGGGGUGAUGACAGACUAUCCAACAAAGCUUAAGGAUUUUUUACAAAAUUUCUCAGCGUAGAAAAAGAGGUACUCAGAGACAUUCAAAGAAAACGUGAAAAGACUUAAGAAACAGAUCUUUCACCAUCAUUUCCCUAAGCCAUUUCCAAAAUGGUAAAAGGUUUAAUCAGUUAAAUUUUCUUACCUCAUUUUUAAGCCUGUCUGAGAAUGUAGAAACUAUAUAUUGUAUAUUUAUUUUAAACAAUAUUGCAUAUUUUUCAUUUCAAAAUAGUUUGUUUAGAAAGAUAACUGGUUAUGAGAUGUAAGUAGAAGAUAAUUGAUCAAGAUUUUUGUAUAUGAUGCAGUAUUCUACUAUUAGAAGUAAUUCUGAAAUCAAAGACUAUUUGGUAAAUUGGGCAUUAUCCCUCAAUAGAUAAGAUCAACUAAUUAGUAAACCAAAAAUUUUAAGGCAAUUACAGCUAAUCUAAGUUCUCUCUUUAUUUCUAGGUAUGUCUUAGAAAUACAUACAUACAUACAUACAUACAUACAUACAUACAUACAGGGGAAGGAGAGUUUGGACAUCAGUGAUGUGAUUAUCCGGCAAGUUAUACCUGUUAACAUAAGGCAGGCUCAAAGAAAUACCGGAAAGUAUAUUACUUGAUCAGAAGUAAAAUCUGUAAAUUGAAUUAGAUUUCUUAGUUGCUGUUGUUAAUGGGAAUACUCUUAUUUGGAAUCUUUUUCAGGUGUGUAACAAUGCUAUGUCUAAUUUUUUUGGUAAAUAUUAAAAAUGGAAGUAUCAAUUGUAAAUUAUGACAAGAUCCAAAUAGUCUUAUUUUUAUGUUCCUCUAAAGAAAUGUAAGAUUUCCAUUUUUGGCACUGACUAACUGUUUGGGCCUACAUCUAGACCUUAAAUUACAUUUUGAAUCCUAAUCAUCAUAUUAAACUGAUGAAAGUAUAUAUCAUUGUUUCUAAUACUCAUGGUAUGAAUCACCUAUUCCCUAUUCAUUCUUUGGCAUAUUAACUAGAAAUAGAAUUUCCCAAAGUAUUAGACACCACUGUCUCAGUGUUUUUCUGAUAUGAUUACAUGUAAAUCUGUUUCUAAUCUUUUUGAUUAGACCUUUUCAUGAUUUUAGGUUGAGUUAAAUAUAAUCUAGAAUAAUAAGUUUCUUUUACCUAGAUUACAUCACUCAUUUGGAGUUUGCCAGCUACACAGCUGUGAAGGAUGAUCACACUCUCCUGUCUGUCCCUGAAUGACAUAAAUAACAUUUACUUUUUUGUUUAAACUGAAAUAAAGUUUUCCAAGA